GGCCCCUGCGUAGUUCUUCCCCCACACUGACUUCGCUCUCGCAGCCAGCCAGCCAGCCACUCUUCCCGCUCUCGCCUAGGUCUGCACUGCCACCGCCACCGUCGCCGCGCUUUGACCGCGCUCUGCUCCCUCAGGCCGCGCAUCUGUGACCAGGUCCGCCGCUGCCGCCGCCACCACCGCCGAGCCUCAGACUCUGAAGUCUCGGCGCCCGCGAUCGCACCAGCUUCUUGGCCUUAGAGACCCCGCGCUCUGGGCUGACGCGGAAGCGCAGCCAUCCCCGCCACCUCCACCAUGGCCAACACUGGAGCCACGCGCCGCCACCGCCGCCGCGCCGCCGCCGCCGCCGCCGCCGCCGCCGCGGCCGCCGCGGCAGAUAGCGAUAGCCCGCCGCCCACCACGGCCCAGCAGCAAACAGGUAGCAGGAAACGGAAAGCGCCGGCGAUCGAGGCCGGCGCCGGGAGCUCCUCGUCGCAGGGCUUAGCGGCGGCUGACGGAGAGGGGCCGCUACUACCUAAGAAGCAGAAGCGGCCGGCGACGCGUCGCUGGCUGGUGCACUAUCUGAAGGGCCGGGAGGUAGGCGCACGGGGCACCGCGGGGCUUCAGGGCUUCGAGAGCGAGCUGCGGGGCUACGCGGUACAGAGGCUGCCCGAACUGCUGACGGAGCGCCAGCUAGACCUGGGCACCCUCAAGGUGUUCGCGUCUCAGUGGCUGAACUCCAGGCAGGUGGUGUGCGGCACCAAGUGUAACACGCUUUUCGUGGUGGACGUGCAGUCGGGCCACAUCACACGCAUCCCCCUCAUGCGGGACAAGGAUGCCGACCUGGCCCAGGCUCAUCACGGCUGUGGCAUCCAUGCCAUCGAGCUGAAUCCCUCCAAGACGCUUCUAGCCACCGGCGGCGAAAACCCCAACAGCCUGGCCAUCUACCGGCUGCCCACCCUGGAUCCCCUGUGCCUGGGCGACCGCCAUGGCCACAAGGACUGGAUCUUUGCCAUCGCCUGGCUGAGUGACACCGUGGCUGUGAGCGGCUCCCGCGACGGCACCGUGGCGCUGUGGCGGAUGGACCCGGACAUGUUCGAUGGCACCAUUGCCUGGCACAGUGGUGGAUCUCCCGUAUAUGCCCACAUUCGUCCGAGGGAUGUGGAGACCAUACCCAGGGCCACCAGCAACCCGAGCAACCGCAAGGUGCGGGCCCUGGCCUUCAGCGGCAAGAACCAGGAGCUGGGAGCCGUGUCCUUGGAUGGCUACUUCCACCUGUGGAAAGCCCGGAGCACACUGUCCAGGCUGCUGUCCACCAGGCUGCCCUACUGCCGAGAGAAUGUGUGCCUGACCUACUGCGAUGAAUUGUCCGUGUACGCUGUGGGCUCUCAGUCCCACGUCUCCUUCCUGGAUCCGCGCCAGCGCCAGCAGAACAUCCGGCCCCUGUGCUCUCGAGAGGGUGGCACGGGGCGUGCGGGUCGCUGAGCUUCUAACCGCCACCUGAUCACUGUGGGCACCGGCCAUGGCUCCCUGCUCUUCUAUGACAUACGCGCCCAGAAGUUCCUGGAGGAGAGAGCCUCCGGCCUUGACUCCACUCCGGAACCUGCAGGGAGGAAGCUGAAGCUUGACUGUGGCAGAGGCUGGCUCAACCAGGAUGACGUCUGGAUGAAUUACUUUGGUGGCAUGGAAGAUUUCCCCAACGCCCUCUACACUCACUGCUACAACUGGCCGGAGAUGAAGCUCUUUGUGGCUGGGGGCCCUCUCCCUUCAGGCCUCCAUGGGAACUACGCCGGCCUCGGGAGCUAAGGAUGGACGCCUUGUUCUCAAUUUGCACAGGUGGAACCAGUCUAACUUAAGUGUGCCUCGUGUAUUAGCCAGAGAAAGGAAGAGAAAAAGAGAACUGGAACAAUCCAGUGGGUACGAGAGAGCACAAGUGGUCCUUUGGACAGUCAAAACUUUGGCUUUAAAACUCUCAUUCACGUUCCCAACAGCAGUAUAUUUUUGCCUUCUCAUUCAAAGAGUUUUCACUGAACCUUAAUUGUGUUCUGUCUUUCAGAGAUUCACGUAGCCUCCUUCUUUAGGCUGAUGCAGUCAUAGUCUUCACUACUAUUCAGUGCGUUAGUUUGAUUAAUAUGCAAUAGUAUUCAGAUCUUGUACACAUGUUAGAUGUAUGGUGUUUGGGGGAAAUGUGUGCUACAAAGCAUCUUUGGGGCUGUUCUGAGGAACUACCCAUCAUUUAUAGCCUUAUUCUAAUUAGAAAAUACAGUUCAGGUUCUAGAUUGCCACCAUUGUAGAGUGUGGCCCACACCAUUUUAGGGUGUGAUUCAUUUGGAUGUUGGAAACUCAAUGUCUGUUGCUUGUAUAUUGUUGAUGUGUAAAUGCUUUAAAAAUAUGUUCUCUUAGUCAGAAAUCUUCAUAUUGUCAUACUAUUAAUUAACAAUUUUGGUUAUUCAGUAAAACUUAACAUCACUAUCCUCAGGCCCUCAGUAUUCUUGUUUAAAGCCGCUGUAUUGUGGCCUGCUUUUCUAUGCUACAGAUUUUCAGAAAUAAUCAAUAUUGAUCUAUAUAUGUAGUAGGGCAAUCAGGGAGGUAUGGGCGGAGGGGGGGAACUCUUUAAAUUCAGGUAGCUAUUUGCAGUGAAAAGCCAGUUGUGGGCAGUUUGUGCUGAGAGUAGGUGUUGUUGAUUUUUUAUACUGUAUACAUGGAUAAUUCUGGAUCCAGUAUGUGAUGUAUUGCAGAAAAAUAAAUAAAAUAUGUUCAGCAUCUUAGCAA
This is a messenger RNA of Callithrix jacchus (white-tufted-ear marmoset), 2748 nucleotides long. RefSeq names its product DDB1- and CUL4-associated factor 12-like protein 2. The record is from RefSeq and is a predicted model, not a curated record. Gene Ontology annotation, cellular component: Cul4-RING E3 ubiquitin ligase complex. NCBI's taxonomy places the organism in Eukaryota, Metazoa, Chordata, Mammalia, Primates, Cebidae. Gene Ontology annotation, molecular function: protein binding.